CUCCGUUCCACGCCGCGCGACCAGAACGCGCGGAAUCGAUUGCCGGGGCCGUUGAGCUGCCGACGAUUACCGGUCACUGUUACUGAUCGCCAACACUUUUCGAGAAAAUACCGCGCGGUUGUGUCUUGUGUCUCAAACAAGCCAUGAAUACCAUAGAGAGAGACGGACACCGAGACUCGAGUGGAGUGGCCAUCGGACGAAAGUGACGAAACUUGGAAAAGCCGCACGCGCCACGCGGAUCUCUGGUGUCAUCUGUCGUCGGUCGUGGCAACCUUCACGAGCAGCAGGUUUACCAACAUGUGGCAGUAAUUUUCUCAUCUGCGUAUCUCCCUAGAUUUUGACGUCGAAAAUCUUUACUCUCUUGCUCUUAUUUUAAAAAUUUUCUAAAAUAUUAAUAAAGAAAAGAGAUGGUAUUAAAAUUGGAUUUGUACAAUAAUAUAAUUUUAAUUUUAUCGGCAGUAUCAGAAAAUGAUGGUGCUAUGUAGUUCCAUCUCAAAAGUGGAAGCAAUUGCGGCGCUAGUGUACGGAAGAGGUUAAAACUUUGCCAAUUCUUUUACGGGUGUCGAUCAAGGCACGCUUUAUUCUUUGUUACUGUUUUGUUUUCCAACGAUACCAAUCAUGCAGUGUUUUGCAAGCAUCGAUAUCAGAACAAUUCAUCUCUUACACAUACGUGCAUAUGAUUAAGAUAAGCUUAGAUAAUGCACAGAUUUGAUAAAUGUAAUAAUAGAUUAAAAUCAUGGAUAUUAAGAAAAAGAAACAAGUGAAACAACAUAUGUAUAUAUUUAUAUCAAAGAGGAUAACAGUAUACGUAUAUGUCACAAUGCACCGAAUAAACGAGGGCCGGGGAUGGAGGAGGCGCGGCUGGAGUAGAUACCCCAAGCAGGCCGGCAGGCAGCUAUCGAGGCAAUUAACUCCUUAUUUCUUCAUUACGCAACAACCUGUUUUGGCCGCCUACUGGAAAGAAUCAAUCCGGAUCGGCUUCGCUCGACCAGCACGAAGCGAAGAGGCCGGGUCUGACACGCAGCAAAUCAUCCCGCUCAGUAUUAACUCGACCUGCGGACCGCCAGCAUACCACACGUCGAUUCUUCGCAUACCUUCUCGAGGACCCUCCCGAGGAAGACACUAGACAAACGAUGA
Molecule: messenger RNA, 1137 nt
Organism: Wasmannia auropunctata (little fire ant)
Lineage: Eukaryota; Metazoa; Arthropoda; Insecta; Hymenoptera; Formicidae
Exons: 3
Coding region: 737-1126 (129 amino acids)
Source: RefSeq, a predicted model, not a curated record